Molecule: messenger RNA, 435 nt
Organism: Dibothriocephalus latus
Lineage: Eukaryota; Metazoa; Platyhelminthes; Cestoda; Diphyllobothriidea; Diphyllobothriidae
Source: the annotation of a GenBank genome assembly
AUGGCCUUCUCUUCGGGCCGUUUUCUCAGCGAUUUAAAUUCCGUAGUCUAGUGUUUCGACCUCUCUUACCAGUCCAGCGUACCGGCAGCUGAAUCAUCAGAGUGCACCCGGCGAAACUUAGUGACCGCCAAUGCAUUAUCACCUGCCCAACCACCACCACCACAACAAACGACACUCGAUGUCCAGGCGCCAGCCCUCUUCGGAAACCGGCUCAUGCGGCCGGGCUUUCGUCGCCGCAUACAACCGGGCAGUCGACUGCCUGAGGAUCGUUCCGGUAGUCUUUUACUUUCCCUGCAUCCUCUUGGAAGUCGUUCUAAUUUGACCGCCACUGUGGAGACAAACAUUCUCCGCUUUGCGUCGUCCGCUACGACCAAGCCCUCGUUACAGGAUCGCGUUGGUGCCGCCGCCAGCAUUGGUCUGAUCUCGGCCCGUAGC